Globicephala melas (long-finned pilot whale) is the source of this 3342-nucleotide messenger RNA. RefSeq names its product zinc finger protein 3 (gene ZNF3). Gene Ontology annotation, molecular function: DNA-binding transcription factor activity, RNA polymerase II-specific; RNA polymerase II cis-regulatory region sequence-specific DNA binding. Gene Ontology annotation, biological process: regulation of transcription by RNA polymerase II. Gene Ontology annotation, cellular component: nucleus. The record is from RefSeq and is a predicted model, not a curated record. Lineage: Eukaryota; Metazoa; Chordata; Mammalia; Artiodactyla; Delphinidae.
CCCCCGGGGCUCGCGGUGGGACGGAGGCAGUGGUCGCCGGGGAAGGGGUGGUGUCCGUGCCGCUGCGGCCCGCGGGGUCCCCAGGCCCUCCCGGAGCAGGGUGCCGGGAGGCUCUGGUCCUGACUCCGCUUCCCCAGGGACCCCGCCCCCCAGCGGGCCCUGCGUCGCGGGAGGAAAGGGGCUGCGGUUAUGGUUCUGUGACAGCGCCCAACUCGAGUACUUUAAAGUUCUGGUACGGCUGGAUAGGCGUUCCUCUCUUUAAAACAGCUGAUGACAACGACCCUAACUUGGUCUUUCCUCGAGACGCUUUCAUUUGAUGUUAACACAGUUAACAGUUAUCCGCGCCCGCGGCACGAGAGAGGGUCGAUUUUUUACUGGGCUGGGUCUGAGGACCAGAGAAUGAGUUCAACGAAGUGUGCGCAGUUAAAACUCUUCAGAUUCCAGAAAUAAUCCCCUUGGCGCCCAGUAAAUCGAGUCUUUUUCAUAGAGUGGUACAACUGUGUCCCAUUUCCAGUUGUAAUAGAUCCCUGACUUGAUUCGCUUUUCAAGUGGGACUGAACACCGACCGGUGUUUCCAUUCUGAAGGGCAUGUGUAAACUCCAGGAGAGGAUAAGCAGGAUGCUGAACCUGAAGUCUGUGGGAUAAUUAGAGGAACUGAAGCAUUGGCAUCAACUAAAGUCAGAAUUCCCAAGAACUUGAACAGAGGCUGCCAAGUUCCCAGUAACUGCUACUCUGGCCGUUUAGAGACCAACUCCAGAGAAGGAAGGAAAGAAUCCAGGAGUGCUUCCUCAUUCUCAUUCAAAACCUGCUUCUUGCUGACUCUGCAAAUAGGAGACCAGAGAUCCGAGCUUCAAGCCCGACCCAUGGAAACUCAGGCUGAUCGAGUAUCUCAGGAACCUCAGGCCCUGCUUGAGAGUGCUCUUCCUUCCUCAAAAGUUCCUGCAUUUUCCGACAAGGACAGUCUGGGGGAUGAGAUGUUGGCAGCUGCACUGCUAAAGGCCAAGGCCCAGGAGUUGGUGACCUUUGAGGACGUGGCUGUGUAUUUCAUCCGGAAGGAGUGGAAGCGUUUGGAGCCUGCUCAGAGGGACCUCUAUAGGGAUGUGAUGCUGGAGAAUUACGGGAACGUGUUCUCCCUGGAUGGUGAGACCAGAACUGAACAUGAUCCAGAAAUUUCUGAAGAUACAGGAUCACACGGGGUGCUAUUGGGAAGAUUCCAAAAGGAUAUUUCUCAGGGUCUUAAGUUUGAAGAAGCCUAUGAACAAGAAGUCAGUCUGAAGAGGCAGCUGGGAAGCUCCUCUGGAGAGAGACUGAAUAGGAAGAUACAGGAUUUUGGUCAAGUGACAGUUGAGGAAAAGCGAACCCCCGUGGGAGGGAGAAGUGAGAAAUACAGCGAUCUGGGGAACAGCUUCACUGUGAGUUCCAACCUUAUUUCCCAGCAGAGACUUCCUGUGGGGGACAGACCCCAUAAGUGUGAUGAAUGUAGCAAGAGCUUUAAUCGAACUUCAGACCUUAUUCAGCAUCAGAGAAUCCACACCGGGGAGAAACCCUAUGAAUGUAGUGAGUGUGGGAAGGCCUUCAGCCAGAGCUCACAUCUUAUUCAGCAUCAGAGGAUCCACACUGGGGAGAAACCUUAUGAAUGUAACGACUGUGGGAAGACCUUCAGUUGCAGCUCUGCUCUUAUUCUCCACCGGAGGAUCCACACUGGAGAGAAACCCUAUGAAUGUAAUGAGUGUGGGAAAACCUUUAGCUGGAGCUCCACCCUCACUCACCACCAGAGAAUCCACACUGGAGAGAAACCCUAUGCUUGUAACGAGUGUGGGAAGGCCUUCAGCAGGAGCUCCACCCUUAUUCAUCACCAGAGAAUCCACACUGGAGAGAAGCCCUAUGAAUGUAACGAGUGUGGGAAGGCCUUCAGCCAGAGCUCACACCUCUAUCAGCACCAGAGGAUCCACACUGGAGAGAAGCCCUAUGAAUGUAUGGAAUGUGGAGGGAAGUUUACCUAUAGCUCAGGCCUUAUUCAGCAUCAAAGAAUCCACACAGGGGAGAAUCCCUAUGAAUGUAGUGAGUGUGGGAAAGCCUUUAGGUACAGCUCAGCUCUUGUUCGCCACCAGAGAAUUCACACUGGAGAGAAGCCUUUGAAUGUAAUGGGAGUGAGCAAAAGUUCUCUCCGAGUUACUGCUGAAUUAAAUAUCAGAGAGUCUACGUGAAAGAGAGCCACACGCCUGUUUUCCUCACUUCCUCUAAGUUUCAAGAGCUCCUGCCUUACUAUAUAAGUAUGAACAAUUUGGGACGUGUCCCUUCCGACUCCAUCCUUUCGCCUUAGAGAAUGGGGCAUAUUGGGCAAAUCAUCCUGGCACAGUGGUUAGCAACCUAGUCAGUUUUCCCAGGAAUGACACCAGCCUUGAAAAAUUAGGGUGCAAGCAGCAGAUUAAGUGCUGGGAGUAGAGGGAAGCUCUGGGACCAGUCUCCUUCCAUUUGGGAAGGGAGUUUGCACUAGACCAUUUUCUCAUACCAUUUCCAAGGUGGGGAUGGAAGCACAAUAGGAAUAAAAUUCCAAGGAUUCCUCUAAUUGGAAUCAGCGUAGACAGCACAGAAGAAAGUGGAAAGAAUGUUCUUGGUCAUGUUUUUGCUAGAAAGGGGAAAUGGAGGCUGUAUUUCAAAGCCACUGCUUCUAAUCCAGCUUUAAAUUUGGAUAAGGAAUGUGCUAUUUUGACUUCAUUAAUUAUGGGAAUCUGGUGCUGAGGGAUUUGUUAUUUUGUUGGGCAUGGGGGAAGAUUCCAAGAGAGGCUUUCUAUAGUGACUGUAUAUCCUUCAGGGCUCUUAGAGCAGCAAGACCAAGUUUCCAAGAGCAGUCUGACGAUAUGGGUGGAGAACUCACUCUUCCCUUUUGUGACAGUGAGUCUUAACAUGAGGGAAAGGAUCAAAAGCAUUUAGCACUGGCCUCUGUCUCGUUCCCUCCCCUCUCCUCUCCCUUUUCCUCCUGCCACUCCUGUGAUGGAAAGUGAUUUAAUCUAAACCCCUAACAACUAAGGACACUUUUAGGAUCUCGCUCAGCCAGCUUGCCCUGCCCUCUUAUACCGAUGACCUCUGACAUCUGGCCCCAGCAGCCCGACCUCUCCCGACCCCACCUCUGACUUCAACAGCCAAGUGUGAAUGCAGAGAGCACAGCCCAGAGGAGGAAGCUCGGGUCUGAGCCUGGCAUCAGGGCUCCUUGCUGGCUUAGGAUGGAGCUCUCCGAGUUUUCCCAGCGGAAGGGAUGACCUUUCAUUAUAUUUUCCAAAUCCUGCUCAUCCUGUAGCAUAAAUCAAAUGCACUAUUAAACAGAAUAGUUUUUCAGAAGGA